Molecule: messenger RNA, 2903 nt
Organism: Rana temporaria (common frog)
Lineage: Eukaryota; Metazoa; Chordata; Amphibia; Anura; Ranidae
Product: oocyte zinc finger protein XlCOF8.4-like
Exons: 8
Coding region: 227-1825 (532 amino acids)
Biological process (GO): regulation of DNA-templated transcription
Molecular function (GO): DNA-binding transcription factor activity, RNA polymerase II-specific; RNA polymerase II cis-regulatory region sequence-specific DNA binding
Source: RefSeq, a predicted model, not a curated record
UGUCUUGUUAUUAUGAGAGAAGGGGGGCUCAGCACUCUGUGUUGACUGGUGGUCACGUGAUGUUUUAGGCCAGGUCACAUGAAAUCUGUAGUCAGGGGUCAGCAGGCUUAGUAUUGGAGGAAUUAGCCGUAUUGGGGUGUCUAUAGAGCCAACACGAUAAUUAAACAUUAGUUGAAGGCAAAACCAUUUACAAGGUAAGGCCAUUAAAUAGAUCAGCUAACCAAGGAUGGAGAAGAAUCGGAGUCACACCACAGAGAGGAUACUAAACCUCACCCUGGAGAUCAUCUACCUGCUGACCGGAGAGAAUUAUAUAGCUUUUAAGUUAGCGGAUGGUUUGGUGGCAACCAACAUGAAGAAGACACAGAGUCUCAAUAUAGACCCCCCAUCUCAAUCCAUAAGAAAGAACAACAAGAAGGUUGAAGAAGUCACCAAUGAAAUCAUUGAGCUGCUGACGGGAGAGGUUCCUAUAAGGUGUGAGGACAGCUCUGUGCCUUAUCCCAUGGAGGUGUGGGAGUAUAUAGAAGGACACAAGGUUUUCUGCAAGGACGUCAUGAUGGAGAAGCGGCCGCCCCUCACAUCACCGGAUGGAUCCAGUAAGAGAAAUCCCCCAGAGAGAUGUCCCCGUCCUCUGUAUUCCCAGAAUGUGGCACCAGAACGUAAGAAGAUCCUCCAGGAGUACAAGGUAACACUGGAAGUCAACCAGACUGAUCAAGGAACGGAAACUAUGGAUGAAUCAGAAGGGCCAUAUAUGAUGGGCGACGAGUCAUGUAAGGAGGAGGAAGAUCCUCCAGAGAUCAGCACAGACCCCGGAAACACCAGAACCACUCCCAAAUACAUUAAAGAUGAGGAGGAGGAGGAAGAGGAGGAAGAACUUGUGAGGAUUAAAGAGGAGGACGUUCCUGUAGAGAUCAGUAACGACGGACGAUACAUCGGGAACGAAUCCAUCACCUCUCCCGGCGACGAAACGGAAAACGACAACCUAACAGAGAAUUCUACAGAAGAAAAUGUAAUUACUCCGUAUCUUCACCCACAACUUUCCAGUGCAGAUCUGUUAUCUGAUCCCUCUACACAUGGGGGGAGUCUUACCCAACACUCACCUCCUGACACUCAAAACACAGAUCAUAGCGGUGGUCUAAUGUUCUCCUGUACUAUAUGUGGAAGAUUUUUCGCCCGGAAGGCAACACUCCUCUCUCACCAGGAAAUUCAUACAGCAGAAAAGCGUUAUUUGUGUUCUGUAUGCGGCAAAUGUUUUGCAACAAGUUCAGACCUUUCCACGCACCAGAAAAUCCACACGGCUGAGAAACCGUACCCUUGUCCUGAGUGCGGGAAGCGUUUCACCCAUUUAGGGACACUCCUCUCACACCAGAAAACGCACACUGGGGAGAAGCCGUAUUCAUGUUCGGAAUGCGGCAAAUCGUAUGCGCUGAGAACGGAUCUUUCUAGACACCAGAGACUUCACACGGGGAAGAAGCCUUAUUCAUGUUUAGAAUGCGGCAAAUGUUUCAUUAAGAGUUCAAAUCUUGUUAAUCACAUGAGGACUCAUACGGGGGAGAAGCCGUAUACGUGUUCGGAGUGCGGGAAAUGUUUUAGUCAGCAGUGCAAUCUGAAAUCACAUAAGAGAAUUCACACGGGGCAGAAGCCGUACGCCUGUUCGGAAUGUGAGAAAUGUUUUAGCAGGAGCUCAAGUCUUGUGAAGCACAUGAGAACUCACACUGGGGAGAAGCCGUAUGCAUGUUCAGAGUGUGGGAAAUGUUUUAGUCAGCAGAGCAAUCUCAAAUUACAUAAGAAAAUCCAUGCAGGGAAGAAGCCGUAUUCACGGUCGUAAUACAGAUUUUGUUUUUAUCACUCCAAGUACGGUAUUUGUUUUCACACGCACCGGGCCGAAGACAAAUUUAUGUUCGGAAUGACGGAAUUGUUUUGCAAAGGCUUUUGUUUACUGUGAAAGAACCUGCACGUGGGAGAAGCCUUAUUCGUAUUCGGAAUGUCGGAAUUCUUUCUCGCUCUCGGGGGUCAUACCUUCUCACCCAAUCUUCAUACUGGAGAGAAGCCGUAUUCGCGUUCAGAAUGAGGGAAAUGUUUUCUCACUAAAAACCAUCUUUAUCUUCCAACAGAGGAUUUGUACGGGUGCAAAACCAUAAUCAACAUCGGAAUGUGGGACAAAGCGCAAAACUUUGUAUCGUUUUUAACAGAGGCACAUCCAUCUAAGUACUGUAUGAUGGAGAGGUUAUCGUAGAAAAUCAUAUAUGUGUAAACAUGAGAAGAUCUAUACAAACUUUAAAGCAGAACUACAUGUAGACUAUCUAAGAAAUUGACCAUCACACCUAUAUAAACUCGUUGGGAAUGCCAUUCCAAAAUAUGGGCAUUACUAUGGAGUUUCUCCCCUUGUGGCUAGUACAGCCUCUGCCCUUUCAGAGUGUGUCUGUGAGAAUUGUGUCCAUUCAGCCAAAAAGAGCAUUUGUGAGAUCAAGCACUGAAUUUGGACCUGGUUUAUAGUUGAUAUUCUAGUUUAUCGCAAAGGUGAAGUAGGGUUAAGAACAGUAGAGUUCCUCCACAUGCAAUUUGUCAAACCAUGUCUAUAUGGAGGCGUUGCCAUAAGAUUGGAAGCAUGAAUUUGUCUAAAAUGUCUGCGAUUUUUUUUCCAAAGAGAAAUGUGUUUUUCAAUAUAGUUCAGGUGUCCCUAGGGUGUAGACACGGACCAAGUGACCUGCCGCUGAUGCUGCUGUCAACCCCCACAUCAAGGCAGAGGGCGGAUGAUAUGGCAGGUCUAAACGAGGAACAGGAGCUGCCCAACUUUCAAAAUUGCCAAGCGUGUGGUGGGUUGCUAAGAUGCGAGGUGGCCCUAGCAACCAAUUACUUGUUUGUUAACAUAAUGUUAACUUGUUUGUUAACAUAAACAUAACUUG